UUGUCGCAAUAAAGCCUUCAGGCAUUAGUCCCAGCUGACAUUGACUCAAGAAUGGUCUGUACAGUUAUGGUGCAUUAAAGUUGAGGAGCAAGUGCUCAGUUUACUAUGGGAGAAGGGAGCUGAAAUACAAUCUUGCUGCUUCUCAAUGCAGCCUAAAAUCCCUGCAUUUAUGUUGCUACUUGCCAGGAGUCUUAGCUUUUUUACAUUGGGUUUUAAGACCCCUUACACAGGUGUGGAUCAUGGCAAUGGACUGUAUAGGAUCCAGCGAUGCCUUCAAACUGGGGAUUUUAGGAAGCAUCGUUAGGAGGUCCCUGGAUGCCCCACGGCACUCCGUCCUCGCACGCCCCCCCGAUGGCCGGCAGCUGACCCCGCCCCCCAGGAUGACGGUGAGAGAGCGGCUGCGAGAGAAGAUCUCGGCGGCGUUUUACCGCCAUGGGCUGCUUUGCGCUUCCUAUCCGGUGCCCAUCAUCCUCUUCACCUCCGCCAGUAUUCUCGCCUGCUGUUACCCCCUGCUGCGGCUGCCUCUGCCGGGGACCGGACCGGUGGAGUUCACCACACGGGUCCGAGAUUACACCGUCCCUUCCCAUGAGCCCCAGGGAGACCUCGGCGAGCGGCCUGACUGGUAUCGGGGUCCUCCGGUGGCCUAUAUCCAGCAGGUCCUGGUGAAGGCAGCUGUGUCUCCCUGGGACAGUACGCUGGUCCCUGUGGACGUGUUCCGCUCCCCACUGGGCCGCGUUUUCAGCCUGCUGGAGGAGAUCCGCAACCAUGUACACAACGACGGUUCUGGGGUCAGGAGCUUGGAGGCGCUCUGCCUGCAGGUGACGGACCUGUUGCCGGGUUUACGGCGUAUGCAGACAGUGCUGCCGGAGCACGGUUGUCUGCUGGUCUCCCCCGGCAACUACUGGCAGAACCAACGGGAGCUGUUUGACUCUGACCCCGACCUGCUGAAGACCGUCCACCAGCACGAACCCAAAGGACUGCACACCUCCGCCACACUGAGAGACCUGCUGUUUGGCGUCCCGGUGAAACACACAGGGGUGAGUCUGUACAGCAGGAAGAGGGUGGUCACCUACACCAUCACCAUGGUCCUGGGCAGCUACGACGCCAGGUUCCUGUCUAGCAUGCGGGCGCGUCUCCGCCAGCUGCACCCCUCGGUGAACUGCAGCCUGCGCGAGGACCACAUGGUGCACGUGCACUUCAAGGAGGAGAUAGGCAUGGCCGAGCUCAUCCCCCUGGUCACCACCUACAUCAUACUGUUCGCCUACAUCUACUUCUCCACACGUAAGAUUGACAUGGUGAAGUCAAAAUGGGGCUUGGCGCUGGCUGCCGUGGUAACAGUGCUCAGCUCUCUGCUUAUGUCUGUGGGGCUCUGCACCCUGUUCGGCCUGACGCCCACACUCAAUGGAGGUGAGAUCUUCCCCUAUUUGGUGGUGGUGAUAGGGCUGGAGAACGUCCUGGUUCUCACCAAGUCUGUGGUGUCCACCCCUGUUGACCUGGAGGUCAAACUACGCAUCGCUCAGGGCCUUAGUAAUGAGAGCUGGUCUAUCAUGAAGAACAUGGCCACAGAGCUGUGCAUCAUCCUCAUAGGAUAUUUCACCCUGGUGCCCGCUAUCCAGGAGUUCUGUCUGUUUGCUGUGGUGGGGCUGGUGUCUGACUUCUUCCUUCAGAUGUUUUUCUUCACCACAGUUCUUUCCAUUGACAUCCGACGCAUGGAGUUGGCCGAUCUAAACCGGCGUCUUCCGGCCGAGGCGGGGAUGCCCCCUCCCAAACCGGGCCCCCUACGCCCUCGGGAGGCGCCUCCUCCUCCACGGCCCUCGCCCUACACCAUCACCCUGCAGACGCCCGCCUUCAGGAACCUGCGUCUGCCCAAGAGGCUUCGUGUGGUCUACUUCCUGGCCCGCACACGUCUGGCCCAGCGCUUCAUCAUGGUGGGUACAGUGAUCUGGAUUGGCAUCCUGGCGUACACGGACCCCGCUGGCCUCCGUACCUACCUGGCAGCCCAGGUGUCUGAACAGAGCCCCCUGGGGGAGGGCGGGGCCGGGGGUCUGCCCCCCCACCUGGGAGUAGCCCCGGUAUUCCCUGGACCAGGAGGGGACCCCGCCAGCACCCUCAGUGUCCUCCCUGCCCCCGCUGAACCCACCCCGCUUCCAGAGAACCAGUCCCAGGGCCACCACGGGGCCCCCAGGGAAGGAGUACCCCACCAGGCCCAGGCCCCACCCCUGGUGCCCCAGAUCAGCUGGGGGUCGGAGGAUGAGGAGGGCUGGAGGAGGCUGUCUUUCAGACACUGGCCCUCGCUCUUCAGCUACUAUAAUAUUACUCUGGCCAAGAGAUACAUCAGCAUCCUGCCUGUCAUUCCUGUCACGCUUCACCUGAGCCCCCGGGAGGCCAUCGAGACGCGUCACCCCCAGGACACACGCCACCCCCCGCCGCCCAGCCUCAAAACUAACGACCUGCCCGCAGACCUCACGCUCUACAAGGUAGCAGCUCUGGGCCUGGCGGCAGGGGUUCUGCUGGUGCUGCUGCUCUUCUGUCUCUACCGGGUCCUCUGUCCUCGCAACUACGGCCAGAACGGCGUGGCCCACGGACGCCGUCGCCGCGGUGACCUGCCCUGCGACGACUACGGCUACUCGCCACCCAUCAGCGAGAUCUCCCCCCUGCUGCUGCGUGGACACAGCAUGGAUAUAGAGUGUCUGGCUAGUGAUGGCAUGCUGUUGGCCAGUUGUUGUCUGGCAGGACAGAUCCGUGUGUGGGACGCUCAGACUGGAGACUGCCUCACUGUCAUUCCUAAACAUGGGCUGCGGCGGAGUAGCAGCAGUGGCUGCUGGGAGCAGCGGGAUGGCUGGGACGCCGUGGGUGUGGCCGAACCUGAGAAUCUGGGAGGCGGGACAGAACCAGGGAGCGGGGAUUUCGAUGAGGAUGAGGUCUACCCCCUCAGGCGGCGGACCACCCCACGCCCGGCCCUCUUUGAGGACCAACCCGACCUCACCCCCCUCAUCGACACCAACUUCGACUCCCAGCCCCCCUCCCACCUCCUCCUCACCCCGCCCAGGGAUGGCUUUGACUUCGGGGGGCUGGUGGAGAGAGCCUACCUAGAGCAUGAGCCUCCGUCGCCGGGCCUCACUGCCUCCUACCCCUCCCCCUCCGCCCCGUCGGAACCCCCCCCCCAGAGGAGACGCAGCCUGGGGUACAUCCAGCCCCCUGCUCCACAGGGCCAGGGAACCCCGGACUGGGAAAGCGCCGUGUGGGCCAUGGAGCUUCGGGGGAACCUCAUUGCUGCUGGGAGGAGCAGCGGCAAACUGGAGCUGUGGGACGCAGUGGAGGGCUCGUUACGCUGCAGUAAUGAAGACGGCGUCUCAGGGAUCACGGCCCUGGCCUUCCUCAACAACAGGAUCGUGGCGGCCAGACUCGACGGCUCUCUAGACUUCUUCACUGUCGACAUCAACAAGCCUCUGGGCUUACUGCAGUACAGAGGACCUCCCGGGCGUAGUAACAUACCGCCCUCGCCCUGCUACAGCAGUGAGGAUGUGAUCUCAUGCCAGCUGACGCGCUCGGUGCAGUGUGCCCACCAGAAACCCAUCACGGUGCUGCGAGCCGCUGCCGGCAGAGUGGUCACGGGCAGCCAGGAUCACACCGUCAGGGUGUAUCGUCUGGAGGACUCAUGCUGUCUCUUCACGCUCCAGGGCCACUCUGGGGGAAUCACUGCCAUCUACAUAGACCAGACCAUGGUUCUGGCCAGUGGGGGGCAGGACGGAGCAAUCUGUCUGUGGGAUGUGCUGACGGGCAGCCGGGUGAGCCACGUGUACGGUCACCGCGGCGACGUGACCUCGCUGGUGUGCACCACAUCGUGCGUGAUCAGCAGCGGCCUCGACGACCUCAUCUGCAUCUGGGACCGCAGCACGGGCAUCAAGCUCUACUCCAUACAGCAGGAGGUGGGCUGUGGUGCUAGUCUGGGGGUGAUCUCUGAGUCUCUCCUGGUGACAGGGGGCCAGGGCUGUGUGUCCUUCUGGGACCUGAACUUCGGGGACCUCCUCCAGACGGUCUACCUGGGCCAGAGCAGCGACGGCCAGGGGGUCCGCCAGCUCGUGGUGCUGAACAACGCCGCCAUCGUCUGCGACUUUGGCUCCGAGCUCAGUCUGGUCUACGUACCCUCGGUGCUGGAGAAGCUGGACUGAGCAGUAGCAGAACUUGGACAGGCUCCACACAGUGGCCUGGAGGAGUAGAUGAAAUGGUCAGUACUGACAAUGGGGAUACAUGCAAAUGCAACUCAUUUUGGCCCUACACUACAGUUGGACAAUCUUCUUGGAAAGAGUUGACGUGAUUGGCUAAUUUAGAUCGUUAGCACUUCACCCGAUUAGGUGGGAGGGCAUUUCUAUCGCAAUACAUAGUGGUCAACCUGUCACAGGGUGAGGUCUGUCUGACCAGAAAGAUGACCCUUGACCUUGUUAGUAGCUCAGGGGGUUUGUAUCCAAGCAUUGGAUGGUUUGGGGUACACACACCCCAAGGGGUUACCAUCCAACAAUCAGUCCGUCACUGCACUCUAUGCUGCUGUCAUUGGCGGAGUGUUUGAUACCACGCCAGCCAAUCAGUGUAGCGCAGCUGUGGAAGGCUCAUGUCAUGAGGUCUGAGGGCUGUUGGGCUAAGCUAAGCAGUUACUAGCAUGCGUGUGUUUUGUGUCCUGGGAAAGAAACGGUCCCUUUUUAUGGUGAAAACACUGCUGACAAAAAUCCUUCAUUAUUGUGUGUGUGUGUGUGUGCGAGAUAACUGGAUACGAUUACUGUAAUGAAAUGCACCUUGAGAGGGGGUUGUUUUUAUGUGGAAAUGUAUUUAUUAGUGAUACAUUUUAAAGUAACAAUUUGAGAUGUGCAUAUUAUAAUGUGCAGAUGUCAUAAAUGUAGGGUUAGAUUUUUUAUUUUUUUUAAACAUUGGUUAUGAUAUUUGUAAUAUGAAUAUUUUCGAACUGAAAAGGCUUAAGUGUUUUCUUGUAGUUGGAGAUUGAAGGGGAGAGGUUCCUUGCCUUACCAAGCCUCGGGCUCUGAUUUUAGGGCUACUGUUGCUGCAAGAGGACCCAUCUGGGCCCCUAAGAGCCCUUAUAGCUGUAGGAGGCUCUAUACCUCUAGACUUUCUGAUGUGCAUCUGAAGUUGUGGUAGCUCUACAUUGGCUGCUCUCUUCCCAUGUUGACUGGGCCCAGGAGAAAUGUCAGAUCAUUUGAGAUUGUGAAUAUAUUAAAUUGCACUGUUUUACGUUAGUAACAUUGUCAUGCUACCAUUGUACGUCUUGUUCUCUGACAAAAAGGUUCUAUUGAGGGUACUUUUUAAAUGCCUUCCUCUUGAAAAACAUCUUACAACGGAGUUUCUCUGUCUCCUAUGUUUUUCCCAAUACAAUGAAACGGUCUCUUUACUUUCCCUUAUUUUUUAGGUCUUAUCUCUGUAAUUCUCUGCUUGUGAGUUUCAGAACCCUAUCAGGCAUAAAAGGAGAGGAUGGGUAGUGUACCAGUAAUGCGGUGAUAACUCCACCUUGUCCCAGCCAGUCUUUUCAAGUGAGCAAAGGAGUCAGCGAGGGCCUCAGACUAGGAAUAUGAGGAGUUUGAUGGAACCCUCUAGGUUGGACCCCCUCUACUAACUCAACCUUUCUUCUAGCCCCUUAGCUCUGAGUGACCGUAGCCCUAGCCUGCAGACACACGUAAUACAAAGAGAGCGUAGCGGGCUUGACAUUAGCCUACCGGUACUUGGUUACUUACACCCAUAGCUGAAUGUAGAUCCGUGACGCUUGAUAUUGAAAAGCAAAUCCACUCAACUUCUGCAUACAGAAAUAUAACACUAACCUGUGCACUAACUCUUAACCCUCUCAAAUGCACAUACACACACACUAGGCACUUUGAAACAUAAUGUAUAGAAACACACACAUCAGACUUGUGAAUGCAGGGGUGGACAGCUUUAGUCCUCAAGUGUUGCGGUGUCUGCUGGUUUAUCAAUAACAUGAAUUGAAGACAAAGGUAAACCCAGACACACGGCAUCCCAGAAGGACUGGAGUUGUGCAUCCAUGUUCUAUUGUAACAUUUCUAAUUUAUUUUGUGUUUUUUAAUGUAAAUAAUAGGUAAAUGCUUUAGUGUGUAGAUUUAUAAUUUGAAGAUUAUUUUUUACUUCCUGACCAAAUGGUCUCUUUCUGGCAGUGUGGUGGAGGGGCGGGGGGGUUGAUGAUGAUGACUUGGGUCUCUAAGGAAUGAAUGUUGAAGGAUAUAAACUGCUGCCAGAGUUGGGCAGUAAAAUAUGGUUGUGUUCCAAGUCCUUUUAAGCUGCCUUUCCUUAUCUCCUUGCAAAUAAUGAUGCGAUAGUUAUUUAACAGACACCCAUCCAUUGCAACAGUUCACACACAUUCAGUCACAAUAUGUGGCCUAUGCAGGAAUUAAACCGCACAACUCUGGUGUUGCGAGCACUAUGCUCCAAACAUUAGAACGUUUAUGGAACAGGAAUUUUCUUACAUAUGUUUCCCAGCAUUCUGCCACUGUACUAUCAGUAGUGAUGAGAAGGGAAACAUUUAAGAUAAUUGGAACACAGCCCAUGUCCCCUUGAUCUGUUCCUUUUGGUCCAACAAAAUAGUUGACGGAGGGAGGGGCAGAGAGAAACCGGUGUAAAUAUUGUUUUUGUGGAAUCAUAGGCCUGCUCUGCCCCCCUCCGCCCGAACCACCUCCCUUCUUCGGUUGGCUAGGGUACACAGACUGUGGUGGCGGUAGCAAAUGUUCUGGACUAUUUUUAACAUGGGAGCAAAACUUUGUACUAAUUUCCAAAUAAAGAGGCUUUGAUACCUUG
Molecule: messenger RNA, 6807 nt
Organism: Salvelinus fontinalis (brook trout)
Lineage: Eukaryota; Metazoa; Chordata; Actinopteri; Salmoniformes; Salmonidae
Product: sterol regulatory element-binding protein cleavage-activating protein-like
Exons: 21
Coding region: 240-4172 (1310 amino acids)
Biological process (GO): SREBP signaling pathway
Cellular component (GO): endoplasmic reticulum membrane; Golgi membrane
Molecular function (GO): sterol binding; protein binding
Source: RefSeq, a predicted model, not a curated record